Physcomitrium patens is the source of this 1230-nucleotide messenger RNA. RefSeq names its product high-affinity nitrate transporter-activating protein 2.1. The record is from RefSeq and is a predicted model, not a curated record. Lineage: Eukaryota; Viridiplantae; Streptophyta; Bryopsida; Funariales; Funariaceae. Gene Ontology annotation, biological process: nitrate transmembrane transport; response to nitrate. Gene Ontology annotation, cellular component: plasma membrane. Gene Ontology annotation, molecular function: nitrate transmembrane transporter activity.
CACCCGAGCCUCUUGUCUCCGCUUGCCUCCACCCGGGACUCUAGAUGUAAAGCGGAGUCCUCUAAUAAGUAACCCCCCCGUCUCCCGCGUUCAGUAUCUGUCUCGAUCUCCUUGCAAUACUUGAAACCUUGCAUCUGGCUGUUAGACUGCAUUCAUUUUGGAGCGCCAACGCCGUGCGAACCAAACAAUGGCCUCCUCUCGCAUGCUUUACCUGAUCCUCGUGGCCACUGUCGCGACCUUGGGAGUCGCAAGCUGUGUCGAAGGACAGGUUCUAUUCAGCACACUGCCUAAGUCGUUGGUGGUGACUGCUGCUCUUCCCGAUGGCAAACCCAUAGGAGAGGUGAAGACUGGGGAGGACUCAAUUUUGGUGAAAUGGACAGUGAACUCAACCGCAUCAGUUGAUGCCGUCAAGCUCAAGACCAAGCUAUGCUUUGCUUCUGAAAGUCAGGUUCUGCGAGGAUGGCGGGCCACUAACGACGACUUGAAGAAGGACAAGACCUGCUUAUAUGACAUCGCCACACAGGAUUUCUCGAGAACUGGAGGAGAAACUACCUACAAACUUUCCAAGUCUAUCCCCGGUGCCAAAUACUUCGUUCGCGCAUACGCAAUCAACGCUGAAGGCAAACAGGUUGCCACCGGCCAAACCAGCCCUAACAAGGUCGCCAACACCUUCACAGUCAUCCCGAUCAGCGGUCGCAGUACCAGUAUUGAUAUCGCCGUUGGAGUGCUUUCCAUUUUCUCAGUUUCGGCACUCUUCGGGUUCUUCAUCUUCGAGAGCAUUUACUUGAAGAGGAAAAAGGCCGUGUAGUUAUAUACGUGAUUUUCCUAUACACAUCGUAGAGUGAAAGCGGCAUGGAACUUACAGAGAGGACAGACACAGUAAGAUGAACUUGCCACUCAAAUUAUGUUUGGCUAUUUGUUAUAGGUUUGCUCUGUAAGUCAUUCCAUUGCGGUAGACAAAAAAAAGAAAAAAAGAAGUAAAGGGAUUCAUCACUAAAGAGUUGUAAACGAAUUCAACUCUUUCACAGGGGUGGCUGAAUUUUGCUGAAAACUGGUGUACAGAUGGAGUCAAGGUAGAGUUAGACCAUAUUAAGAAAUUCAUUAUUUGUACCAAUUAGAGUAAUGUGGAAAUAUAGAAGACUUCUGAAUGGGCACGCAUGCUCUUACGAUUUGUAAGUGACCAUCUUACUCAUGAAAUAUUGAUAAUUUGAGGGCAAAAUACUGACGUUC